AUGUCAGCAACCAAUAUAUAUGCUAGUACUGAAAUUAAAGCUGUUGCAUUUGAUUUAGGAGGAGUUGUAUUUUCAGCAGGAAAAGAAGUAGCUAAACAAUCAUGGGAAAGAAGAGGAUAUGAUUCAACAUUGAUUAGACAAUUAUUAAUAUCGGCGGAAUCGAUGCAAUUGCGUACGGGCAAGAUGGACGAUGACACCUUUUGGAAUGUCUUUUUCAAGAAAAAUGUACCAGAUACCUAUGACGUUGAUCUCAUCAAGAAGCUCUGGUACGAUGGUUAUGUAGCAGAUCUCGACAUUCAAAUGGUCAUACAGUCACUACGCGCAAACGGAAUCAAGGUGGUUGCAUUUAGCGGGAAUAUAUCGUCACGUAUUGACUAUCUCGAGAACAAAUACAAUAUCCGUAGGUUCUUUGACGAAGAGGUCUACUCUUUUGACUAUGGGUACACCAAACCAGACGAUAGAUUCGUCGAAGCUCUCAUCCAAAAAGUAUUUCCAAAGGCACCAAAAGACAAAUUGGCAGACUAUGGAAAACACAUCUUUUACAUUGACGACAAUCCCAAAGAUGCUGAACCUGCUCUCAAAUACAAUAUUCCUACCUUUAUCUACCAGCGAGGUAACAUCGAACCACUUAGAAAGAAGUUUGAUGAAUUGGGUAUCAAUGUUCGUGCAUCAUUCAUGUCACUACCAAUCAAAUAA
This is a messenger RNA of Cavenderia fasciculata, 696 nucleotides long. RefSeq lists its product as uncharacterized. The transcript is spliced from 3 exons. The record is from RefSeq and is a predicted model, not a curated record. The coding region runs from base 1 to 696 and encodes 231 amino acids. Lineage: Eukaryota; Evosea; Eumycetozoa; Acytosteliales; Cavenderiaceae.